AUGUAUUUAGCAUCGCAUUACAUGUUUGUUGAUGAAGAGUGGCUAGUUGGAUGCGUCGAAUAUUUGUCUGAAGAUAACAAUUACACUGAAACGGAAAUAAAAAGUUUGGCUAAGGAGCAAUGGUUACUUAAUGACUUAAAAACAAUUUGUCCUGGGUCAUUACCGGCGAACCUCAAGAGCCAACAGAAGACGCUGCUGACGGGUAACUUUGUGUUGCAGAUCAAUGCUACGAUUGAUAUAGGUACACCAGGUUAUCAACAGUACUUGAAAUUGCAGAAAGUUAACAUGGAAAAUGUUGAAGCUACUACUACUUUUGAAGAAAAAAUAUCUAGUCACAGGAUGAUAAAGCUUUAUCUGACAGAUGGCGUUCAAGAGGUUUCCGGUAUUGAAUACAAGCCAAUGAGGAAUAUAUCUUGUGAUAUUACACCUGGAUGUAAAGUCCUCAUCAAGGGACCAGUAGAAUGUCGGAGAGGAACGCUCAUGCUGACAGAGAGUGCAGUAGAAUUGUUAGGAGGGGAGGUGCAAGAGAUAGGAGUAUCCAACUCUCUUGCUGGAUUGUUAUCGACUAAAUUAGGUGUUACUGUAACAUCAGGCACACAGAGACCAGAUACCGAAUCGACGAUAAACCAACCAAGAAACUUAAAUAUACCAACACCACAUGUGACUGUCCCACCAGCGGCAAACUACAUACCUGAACCCACCUUGUCCACUGUCACACAGCCGGCAAAUAAUUUUGCGGACGAUGACAUAGAUAUAGAACAACUUGCCGCCAUAGAAGCUCAGUUCACAGACAACUCGGGCAAAAGACCAAUAAGCAGCGAUCUUACAAACCCAGAAAAGAAAUUAAAAACUGAUACCGUGAACAAACCUGAGGACUAUCCAGACGAUAAUGACAUAAUAUUCGAAGAAGACGAAGAAUACUUGAGGGAGAUCGAAGCAGAAAUCGAUGCAAAGGAAAAUAAACUUCAAACUGUAGAAAAAACAGGUGUUACUCGCGUGUCUGCAGAACCUUUUGUGUACAUAAAACAGUUGCAAGAGAUGAGUGAAAGAGAUAGAAAUGGGCAAGUGUUUAAAGUGAAGGGGCAGGUGAUGGCUCUCUUAUCUAAGUUAUCGGUAAGCAAAGAUGAAUGGAGUUUGAAGUGUACUAUUGUAGACGGAACUGGUAGAUUGGAUGUGGAAUUCACUAGUGAUGUACUAUCUAAGUUAGUUGGGGUCACCCCACAAGAAAUGAACGUGAUGAAAAAACAGAUGGCGGCCAAACCUGAAUUAAAGGAGAGAGUUGUUUCGGCAAUAAAAAAAGCCAGAGACAAACUUCAAGUAUUAUAUUGUAUAAUAGAAAUAACAAUGUUAGAAGUGCCAAAAAUAACGGGUUACAAGCCUUUCGACUGCACAGACGUAGAGCAGCUGAAAAGGCGGGUUACGUAA
Molecule: messenger RNA, 1425 nt
Organism: Arctia plantaginis
Lineage: Eukaryota; Metazoa; Arthropoda; Insecta; Lepidoptera; Erebidae
Source: the annotation of a GenBank genome assembly